This is a messenger RNA of Conger conger (European conger), 3015 nucleotides long. RefSeq names its product SUMO peptidase family member, NEDD8 specific (gene senp8). Bases 189 to 824 code for a protein of 211 amino acids. Gene Ontology annotation, molecular function: deNEDDylase activity; cysteine-type peptidase activity. The record is from RefSeq and is a predicted model, not a curated record. The transcript is spliced from 2 exons. Gene Ontology annotation, biological process: proteolysis. NCBI's taxonomy places the organism in Eukaryota, Metazoa, Chordata, Actinopteri, Anguilliformes, Congridae.
AACACUGCUGCCCCGCAGUGUUGUCGCAAAAAUAUUGACAGCGUGACAGUCGUAGAGAAAUUAUGCAAAACUCAUUUACGUUAGUCGUCGCAUCUCUCUACCUGCAAUGAAGAAUCACGACCAUUGCCGUGACUUAUAUUAUUGAAUGUGUUUUGUGCAAGCCGGUGGACACUUCUCUGUCUUUGAAGAUGGAUCCAGUGGUGCUGAGUUACCAAGAUAGUCUCCUCAGAUGUUCAGACCUGGCUCUGCUGGAAGGCCCCCACUGGCUGAACGACCAGGUCAUCGGAUUCGCCUUUGAGUACUUUGCCACCGAGCCCUUCAAGAGCCUGAGCGAGGUGGCCUGCUUCAUCAGCCCGGAGGUGACGCAGUUCAUCAAGUGCGCCUCCAGCCAGGACGAGCUGGCCCUGUUCCUGGAGCCCCUGGGGCUGGCGUCUCGCCGCUGGGUCUUCCUGGCCGUCAACGACAACUCCCACCAGAGCGCGGGCGGCUCCCACUGGAGCCUGCUGCUGUACCAGCGGGAGGAGAACCGCUUCAGCCACUACGACUCGCAGAGCGGCGGCAACGCCCUGCACGCCCGCCGCAUCGCCGCCAAGCUGGAGGCCUUCCUGGGCGCCGGCGGGAAGGUGCAGUUCAGCGAGGAGCCGGCGCCCGCGCAGCAGAACAGCUACGACUGCGGCAUGUACGUCAUCUGCAACGCCGAGGCCCUGUGCCAGCUGGCCAAGCAGGAGGGCGCGCCUCACCCCCUCACCCAGAUCACCCCCUCCUACAUCACGCAGAAGAGGGCCGAGUGGUGCAGGCUCAUCCACAGACUGGCCAAGCAAUGACCCCCCCAUGGGGACCCCCCCACCCCCACCCCGAAACAGAUCCGGCUCCUGACCUCUGACCCCCCCCCCCCCCCAAACCUUCCCUUCUCAGCGCAGUCAGCAUGAGCCCUGAGAGUCAAGAGACGCCUUAACACAUUCAUUGACUUAAAAUUCUUACACAGUAUUUAUUUAUCGAGCAAAGUUCAAAAGCAUCAACUAUAUGCCUCAUACUUCAGUAUUAAUUUGGUACCCAUAAUACAUAUGACACACAUAGAUAACAUGUAUAUAUAUAUAUAUUCUAUAUUUAUAUAUAGAAUAUAUAAAUCACAAAAUUGUAAAUGGCUUUUGAUUCUGGUUAACACUGAUGAAUGACAACUGGUUUCUCAAUGCCAUGUUCUGUGCCAAAGCAGAGGGUACAAAAAAAAGUACAGGUGCCUCAAAUUUACUUGUGUACAGCAGUCUUCAUUCAUGAACUGCGUAUGAAAUAUUAUGAUAUCCAGAGUGUAUUUUCUAGAUUCAGAGAUGCAGUAAAAAAAUGAAAAUGGCUACCUAAUGUAAAAUCUGUAAAAUAUUGAUAAUCUUUACGUUAUUUAAACAUGCCUGCAUAUCUAAGGCAAUUCACCUGCAGCAUAGAAACUUGAUGUACAUUUGAAAGGAAGAGCAAUGAAAAAACUGCAGAAUUAAAACUGCAGUCAGUCAUUUGAAUGGACAGUAUUGGACAGUAUUGGACAUUGUUUUGCAACAAACAAAAACUGAAGACGCACAUGGAAUAAAUUAACUUUUUUUAAAAGGUCAAAUUGCAGCUUGGGACAGAAUAUAUUGUUUGGUAUUGUUACCCACUUUAAACUGGGAAUUCUGGAGCUCGAUUGCAGUUAGAGACUGCAAUGUAACAGAAGACUGAAUACUAUCACAAGUAAACUUGCAUAUCGGUCAUUGGGACUCAAGACUGGUAGUUUUUGUUUUCUGUAUGGCCAAAGAAAACAGGGGGUCAGUGAUGGGUGAUUUUGAAAAAUGCCACCCAUAAGCUGCCAAACAACAGCAAGCCUUGAAGGUGAAAAGGUUUGUUUGAGGCCACAGUCGCUGGGAAGCGGUUCGUAUUCUUAUGGCUGCAUCGCUGUUGCUUUAAGCUAACGCUUGUUAGACGUUUACAAAGAUUUUUGCUCAGGGUUGCUUCUGAAGAAUUACAAUGUAAACAAAAAGAAUGUCUUUUUUAUGUUGGAAAAAUGGAUUAUCCUCUUAAUAUAGUGGUAAUGUGGCAGUGCGCAUUCUGUACAUGUUCAUAUAAACAGUGAGUGAGUGGUAGAUUUUCCAGCUCUGUGAAACUUGUCUGAACAACAUAUUUUUGAAAGAGUAAUCAUGUCUGCAGCCAGGCGUAUCUGCCCAGAGAGAAACAAGACUGAGAACACAUCUUGAGAAAUGAGCUUGGGGGGGGGCAUUGUUACAAAAAAACAAUGAACGGCAGGUUUCAUUACAUAAUAGCCACAGGGAGAAGGGGCCAAGACUAGGGGGAAAACACACUUGUCCUGUAUGAGAGAGAGAGAGAGAGAGAGAGAGAGAGAUGGAGAGAGAGAUGGAGAGAGAGAUGGAGAGAGAGGGGGAGAGAGAGAGAGGGAGGGGGAUCGUUUCGUGGAUUGUUUCUGCCCAGGUCACUACCUUUUGAAGUCCUGUUUUUUUCCCUUUCUCGCAGUUCUGCACAUGCUCUUGCUUGUUGAAGCUGCUGGUUAUUUUCCGUUUCAAAGCGAGCAGGGGCGCCGUGUCGUUACGCACAUCACAGACCUAUUUCAUCUGAAGAUGCUGUAACAUAGUCCAACUGUGUAUCCACAAUGGGGUGUCGAAGGUGUAAUGUUAAAUCGUAAAAUACAGGUCAUACAUUUAUUUUGGGAAAAGGAAGGUGUGAAUUUAUAUCAGCGUAUCUAUAUUAUACUGGGCAUAAAUGUCCGGUUCCUCUGACAUAUUGGGGUAACCUGCUUGCUUUCUUCCUCUCCAGGGAAAUCUAUAACAGCCUAGCAUUUGUACGCAGUUCCUUCUCACGCUAGAUCAAUUUAAACUAAUGGGUGGACGACCUGAUCUCGUCUUGACUGGAGGCAUGACUGUUUGAUGGGCUUAUGGAAGUGAGAGAAAAAUGUCAUUGUUCACUAUUCAAUGUUAAUGCAUUUUAUGGAUAUAUUUGCAGAAUAAAUGCCAACAGCGCAUGAUUCCCAGUCGACUCUCA